GCAGUAUGACACGAAUUAAUUGUAACGCAAUGUAUUUCUCGUAAAAUGAACGAGUACUAAACAUGAGGAUGCACCUUAGCAGGCGCAAAAUCGACAGUGACAAGUGACGUUUCUACUCGUACACGUGCGCAGAAGUUAAUUAAUGGAUUAAACGUGAUGAAGAUGCAAUACGUUCUGAUGUGUUAUAAGAAAAAUCAAAUUUUUAAUAUGUACAAAUAAAGAAAAAAAGUCAUCACAUAACAACACGUUCAUUCGUAUUAGCUAUAAUCGGCAUAAAGAAAUUUACGAAUGCAAGUUAAGAUUUUCGAAAGAAAUCGGGAUCGUAAACAAGAAGAAAAUGAGUUCUAGCGAAUAUAAGGGUAGCGAGAAUGAAGAUAUCGAAAAUUCAGAUGAAAGUGAUAGGCCAUCAGGCGAGAGAUGGGCGCCUGUUGGAGCAAAUGAUGGUGAUAAUGACUUUGCCGAUGAAUAUAAAUAUGUUGAUAACAUGGAGAACUUAUCAUAUGAUAUGGAGAGGCUAAAAGUGCUUGAGGAAGAACAGGAGAUGUUAAAUUCAUCUCUUAUAGCAUUGACUACCCACUUUGCUCAGGUUCAAUUUCGUUUAAGACAAAUUGUGGAUGCACCUGCAAAUGAAAAAGAAACGUUGCUCAAAGAGUUAGAAGAGUUUGCUUUUAGAGGAAUACCAGAUGUUCCAAAUAACUUAUCACUUGAUAGUAGAUCAAUCACACCAACUUCUCCAAUGUCCUGCAAGCAAAGCAUAUCUGGUGUAAUAAAUGAUGUUGAUGUUGAAUCUAAAAUGGCAUUACAAAGAACAAAACAAAAAGAAUUAAUAUGUCAACUAAAAUCUCAGUUAGAAGACUUAGAAAAAUAUGCUUAUGAAACUGGUAAUGCAGAUUUACCACAAAGUAUGAUAUUAGAGAGGCAGAGUAUUAUAAUCAACCAUCUAAAAGAAAAGUUAAAUUUCAAUGUUGAUGAUCUUUGUAAAUUACCAGUUGAUGACUUAAGAUGGCAAGUAGAUUAUGCUAUAAGUCAGAUUGUCAGCCCUUUGAAAAUGAAGGAGCAAUUAGUAUCUCAAUUAAAAACACAAAUUGCAGAUUUAGAGCGUUUUAUAAAUUAUCUUCAAGGAGAAGUCAAUACAGAAACUUUAGCUUGCACCUGUGCAUGUCCAGUACAUACCAGUGGUUCUGCUGGUUCUACUUCAUAUGCUAAGAAAUCGUUUAACAGAAAAACAGAGGAGGAAAGUAGAACAAAGACUCUGAAUACUGUUAAGAAAGUUGUAGCCCUGUUGCAUAUGUUUAUAGUGUCUCAAUUAGGAUGUGGUAGUGAAAGAGUUCGAAGAAAUUUUAAGAAAAAUUCUGUACAUAAUUGGCGCGAUUUAAGAACAAGAUUAGAUUUUGCAGUUGAACAUGUUAUAGAGACCAUUGCCGAAACUGAACGUCACCCGGAAGAUGACGAUAUCGCUAAUGAAAACGAUUACGCCUCGGAUUCAGAUUCUAUGUCACAUUGCAAUGCCAGAGUAACAUCCGCUGUAAGGAAGCAUCUAGCAACUUCCAUACGUGAUUUAAUACAACACGGUUUAAUGUCUGAUGCACGUUCUAACAGUGUAGUACCAUUUGUGGGAUGUUUUCCCCAAAGAAACUCUUCUGCUUCUAAUUUAAUGCAUGCAUGGGAAUUAGUAUUAAAGUAUUAUGAAAUUAAAAACGGCCAUCGUUACAAUUCCAGUCCGGCACAAAAAUUAUCCCAAAGUUUUAAUCUUGAUUUAGCAGGUGGAAGAGUUGUUUCUUCUAAACAGAGUUUACUAACAACAAUUGGGAAUAUCAUUGCAUCACAUAAUCCAUACAAAAGGAGUUAUGAUUCUCAUUUUAAGGCAUUUAUAUGUGCAUCCCUUAAUGCUAACAAACUUGUCGUUUGGUUAAAACUUAUUUUGCAAUGUCAAUAUCUUCUUGAAAAUCAUUAUACCUCGUGGAGUUAUGUUGUAAAAACAGGUUUUCAAGAUGCAUUUCACACUCUUGAUCGUCUUACAAAUUAUAAAUUUGAUCUACCAGUUGAUCUAGCGGUAAGACAAUUUCAGAAUAUAAAAGACGCAUUUUGAUUGCGAAGAAUGUCAAUGAUCAUAUUUACAAGAGUAUGGAGGUACUUAUUUUAGCAAAUCAAAGACGAGAUACUAAAUACUGCAAUUAGAUAGAUAACAAACAGUAUGUUUUAACUUUAUAUAAAGUUAUGACGAUAUGAUGGUAUAUCACUUUUUAUAAUUUUCUAGUUUUAUUUUGUCAAGAACAUUCCUUUGUCAUUUUCGAGUAUUUAUUAUUAAAUAAGUUUUAUCAUGCAAUAACGUAGCUGUAAUGACUUAAAAUGUCAGUAUUUUAAAUUUAAAUUUUUCAAAUUUGUGUUCUUAAUUAGUUUAUUUUGAAAAUAUAAAACAUUGUAGUAUAAGCAGUAAAAAUGAUCAUAUGUUGCACAUGAAAAUGUCAAUGAUGAUCUUAUGAUAUAUAAAGUGCAGUACAGGUAAUAAUGUAAUGCUGCCCGACAUAAUAUGGACUGAAAUAUAUACAUUAUCUAAUUAUUUUGAACUACAUUUUUUAACAUUACGCGUUCUCGAUAGAUUAAUAAAUUUAAAAUGCUAGAAUUUUUAUUUACACCAGUUAAAAAGUAAUCUUGCAUAAAUUGAAACCAGGUUUAUAAAAUUAAAAAAUGUGGUUUUUACUGUAAUUAAACUUAAGAUCUUAAUACUAAAUUGUAUCAGAAGGGUAGAAGAAGUCAUGUUACUUCGUAUGAAGAAUUAAUAUUUGUCAAAAACCAAAGAAUAAACCAAAGUUGUUUUUAGUAUUCCAUAAUACUUACUUCUCUAGUUUUUAAUUUUAGUAUCACUUUACACAAUUGCAGUUGAUAGAUAUAUAAUUUUAUGGUAACGUAUCACUGAAACAGUAACUAAAUCUAAUAACAAUGUACUUUGAUGUUACAAUAUAUUAUCAAUAUGUUUGUAUUUUAUAGAUUUUUAUAAUUGAUUUGUAUAGUGUACAUGUUUAGUUAAUCAUAAGAAAAGUUAUUUCUUUUUAUUGAAUAGCUAGUUGAAAAAAGGAAUAUCAGAUAUUUUGUUCUUCUAUAAAGCAACAAAUUAUUAUUCCUAAUUUUAUGAACAUUAUUCCAUGUGAAAAACGUAUAGAUUUCGAAACAUCUUAUUAGAACAUAUGGAUUAUUUUCAAAUAAUAGUAUACUAGAUAUACAUAUCUGCAAUGCAGAUAUACAUGACUAUUAUAUCGCCUACAUAAGAUAUUUCAUGUGUAAGGUAGCUUUAAGAAUGUUAACUGUAUAAUACAAUAUAAAUAUCUGCUUUUUAUAUACAUAA
Molecule: messenger RNA, 3343 nt
Organism: Bombus impatiens (common eastern bumble bee)
Lineage: Eukaryota; Metazoa; Arthropoda; Insecta; Hymenoptera; Apidae
Product: RUN domain-containing protein 1
Exons: 9
Coding region: 338-2089 (583 amino acids)
Source: RefSeq, a predicted model, not a curated record